This is a messenger RNA of Symbiodinium natans, 4452 nucleotides long. The record is from the annotation of a GenBank genome assembly. Lineage: Eukaryota; Dinophyceae; Suessiales; Symbiodiniaceae.
AUGGCAAACGCAGCGGAUAGUCAGCCUUUCUUCGAGCAACAUGCUCGCAAGAUCGGAAUGGAGCAGCCACUCUUGGACAAAUUCAUAGCUGGAGGGGUCAAGACGGUGUCCAUGGCAGCCUAUGCCGCCACUCAACCGGGUCAACCUCUCACAGAUAGGGAGGUCUCCACUCUAUGUACGAGUCUGGGGCAGAACAACCCCACUCUUGCACAGAUGACAGUUGUCAAGAGGCUCCUGUUUGAGUGCCAGACCAUGAGCUUGGCAAACUUGAAGGCAACCGUGGAACAGCAGCCGGACUCAGUCCUACGUAAGCUGCCAGGAGCUGAGAGAGCCCAGCGCCUGGAAUUGCAGGCUCAAAGGCUGGGCGGACUCUCGAUUGAGCAUGACUUGGAGCCCGCCUUUUCAGUAUAUGAUGCCGUGUCGACACAGGUAGAGCAAGGGUCGCUGAAAUACCUGCACCCGAGCAAGAUCCCCACGCGUCGCCAGGAAUUGGCGCAAGGCAAGCCAACCAAGGAACUUGUGCUGGAUGCUUCGGGGGAUGGCCUCUCGGUUCAAGACAAAUCCUCUAAAGUAGAGGCCCAGUUGGGGUCAGACAUGGCGACUUACAGGGCGCUGCAAAGACGGGGUCUGGCCUACGACCUCGUUGGCAUUUUGAGUUUCAAGGUGCACGAGAAAUGGCUUCAGAAGGCCUUUGCUACCUUGCAGACCCCACCGCCCCCAGGCUUCAACCGUCCGACGCUGCAGCAGGUCCUGCGAGCAGAUCGGGCCUUGUGGAUGGAGCUUGGCAGCAAACAGCCGACCCUGACAAGGGCAGCGGCGAACGCGCCGCUCGCGGACGCCCGGUGCUUAGAUCAAGUCUUUCUGGAAGCCACCAACACGGUUGCAGUCAAUUUCCACUUCAUGCCGACACCUCGUGUGGAAGGGUUCCCAGAUAGAGGAGGCAAAGGCGCUGGCAAGGGCCCCAAGCGCUGGGGCGAUGGAAAAGGGUAUGGACAAUGGAAAUAUCAGAGGACCGACAAAGGAGACAAGGGCCAGGGAGGCAAAUCAGGCCUCAAGGGGGCCCGCCUCCCCACAAAGGGCAAAUUUGACAGUGGCAAGGGAGGCUUUCCGAACAAGUCCCUUGUCUUGCAAGGAGGCAAGGGGGAGACCCCCAUGCCGGCCGCCUUGCGAGGCGGAGUGCCGAACGACGAGCAAGGAGAGCCUCUUUGUUUUGGCUUCAACCUAGGACAGUGCAAGGACGUUGCUUCCGGAAGCAUCCCUUUUCUGAGCACAAGCAUUCAGGCGGACAGGCCCGAAGAGAGCUGCAAGGACUCGUACCCUGCUGCUUUUGCGAAAGGGCAAGAGAAGCAGCCCCCGCUCAAGCGGGUGGCUGAGCCAAUCCCACAAUUUUCCAAGCCUCCAGCCGAGGCUUCUGCAUUUUCACCUCAGGCGAGUCAUCACGGCGCGCAGAGGUCUGGACAAGCGCAAUGUACUGCGCCCCAGACCAUACAGGAGUGUUGGGUUUUGGAAAUUUUCGCGGGGUCGGCCGGGAUUACCUCGGCAGCUGCUUCAGCCGGCCUCAAGCGGUCAGUCGGAGUAGACAAUGUCCGCAUGCCGAGGCGCAAGGGCAAGAUCAUACAGCUGGACUUGCUCCUGUUGUCGCACCAAGGUCUUCUGUGGAAAUGGCUGGGUUCUCCAGGACUGGUCGCCGUAUGGCUGGCGCCGCCCUGCGGCACAUCCAGCAGGGCCAGGGAAAUCCCGUUUCCGGGGGAGGGCGAGCCGCGUCCUUUGCGGUCAGUGGAGUGCCCGGAAGGGCUCCCAGGCCUUGGCCCAAGCGAUGCAGAAAGGGUGGCAAAGGCUAACGAGCUUUACCGGCUCACGGCCCGAAUCUGGGACUUCUGCUGCGAAAAUGACAUUGUGGUAAUCAUAGAGAACCCCUAUCGCAGUUUCUUUUGGCAUUGCAGCGCCAUUGAACACAUCCUCAGGAGUGAACAGGCGAUCGUGGUCCAGUGCGACUUUUGCAUGAUGGGAGGUUCGAGAUUGAAGCGGACGGCCCUGCUGUGCAACAGCGACCUCAUCACAGGCCUGGCUGUCACGUGUGAUGGAUCCCACGAGCACCUGCCCUGGAAAGUGCAAGAGGGAGUUCUCGCAACAAAGCUUGAGACUGCGUAUCCACACCAGUUUUGUAAGCACUUUGUUUCCCUGCUGCUGCAGCAUCUGACACAGAAGGGUUGUCGGGAUGGUCUGAAUCUCUUGGAGGCAGAUCCCGCAAACUCCUCAGGAGCCAGGGUGGUAACGACACAGGCGAAGACCAAAAGGGCUGCAUCGUUUCAGGUUAUCCCCGAAUUUCGCAGACGAAUCAGAUGGACAGUGCCCGGCCAACUCCGUAGUACUCUCCAGACUACACAGUGGUUGGCACCGGACAGGAUCCCGGGCUUCAAGGCGCCAGGAGCCCCGGCGCUGAGAGUGACGCCCCUACUGUCUUCUGCGACGGAUGUGCUGGUGGAGGUCCCGUGGAACCCACAGGAAUUUGUGGCGAAAGCCCGACUGGCCGGCCACCCCCGACACCUGUGUCUCGGGGUGCCACCCGCCCUGCGGAAGGCAAUUUUGGCGUGUUCUAAACAGCCUGCAAGCAAGGUGAUUGAGACUCGAGCCGCGCAGUCACGGAGAUGGCUCCAGCGAGCCCAGGAGCUGCAGUUAGCUGAGGACGACUUCAAAGCCAAGCUGCCCGAGCACAUCCGCAGCAGCCUCCGUAACAAGAGAAUACUGCUCUUCAAAGAGAUGCUAGAAGCGUCCCACUACGCCGACAAGGCAGUGGCAGACGACCUGGCACAGGGUUUUGAUCUUGUGGGGCAUUUAGACCUUCCGGCAGGCUGGUCCACCGACUUUCGUCCAGCAUUCCUCUCCCUGAAGGACCUGUCCCAACUGACGCAGGAGACGAACCACCAGGUCAUCAAGGAAGUUGAGGACUCAUCUCAGUUCUUGGAAGAACUGUGGCAGAAAAGUCUCGAUGAAGUGUCAAAAGGCUGGUCGGAAGGACCUUUCCGAGAGCAGGACUUGCCACAAGGAGCUGUAGUCAGCAAACGUUUUGCGAUCCAACAAGGAAACAAGGUCAGGCCGAUUGACGACCUGUCCCAGAGCCACAUCAACGAGGCAUUCGGGAGCAUGGGGAAGAUCGAGUUGCAUGACAUCGAGACAAUUGCAGCGUCGGCCAUAUUGUUCCUGAGGCACGCAGGACAAGGACUGCUUGGUAAAACCAUUGACCUGAAAUCAGCAUAUAGGCAACUACCACUGUCCGAAGAGGCACUCAACAUGGCCUACGUGGCUGUCAAGGACCCCAAUUCGGGGGAGGUUCGCUUCUUUAGGCUUCUCUGCCUUCCAUUCGGCGCUGUGGCGGCGGUCCAUGCAUUCAUUAGGGUCAGCCUGGCUAUUUGUCAUAUAGGAAACACGUUUUGGCACUUGCCUUGGAGCUCUUUUUACGAUGACUUCACACUGUUGUCAACACGACAGCUGGCCACUAGCGCAGAGGCCAGUGCAUGUUUUCUGCUAGACUUGCUCGGCUUUGAGUUUGACAGAGACGGAGACAAGGCCCAGCCGUUCCAGGAGGUCUUCAGAUCUUUGGGGGUCGAAUUUGACCUUACAGACAGCAGCAAGCAGAUAAUUAGAAUCCAGAAUACAGCAGAGCGGACCAACAGUCUCAUCGAAGACCUGGCAGCCUUUCAGGAGCAAGGAGCCUCAAGCCCUAAGACCUGGAAUCGACUGAGGGGAAGGCUGCACUUCGUGGCGGGCCAACUCUCUGGGCGCUUGCCGAAGGGCUUCAUGAGAAGAAUCUCUGACAUCAUCAAUGCCCCCGCAUAUGUCAGGAGACAAAACCAAGCCUCCCUUUGCGCAGCACUGCAGGGGCUACGACACUACAUAGCCGAGGCGUCGCCGAGGAUAGUGCGAGCCCAGACCUCAGAGACGGUGUACGCUUUUACGGACGCCUCGCAAGAAGGACUCCAAGGCCUCGAAAUGGGCCUGGGAGCAGUCCUGUUCAAUCAGGAGGGGCACAUCCUGUGCUGGUUUGGCAUUGUGUUGCCGCAUGACCUUGCUGAGAAACUUCUGCAAGGAAAGUCUAAAGUCAUCAACGAGCUCGAGAGCAUAGCUGUUCUCCUGCUAUUCAUUCUAGCCCGAGAGUUUCUGCGGGGGAAACAUGUGAUGUGCUACUUAGACAAUGAGGCGGCGCGCAUAACGCUCCUCAAGCUGACCAGCGAUUCAGAGGCUUUGACCCUCUUGAGCAAUGCUUGCGCAUUGUUAGAACAGGAGCUUGAGAUGAUCCCGUUCUACGCUCGGGUACCGAGCAAAUCCAACGUGGCGGACGCCCCGUCUCGCCUUGACUUUACAGGGCUGCCACACAAUUGCAGGUUCCAAGACCAGGUGCUUCUUGCGGAAAUGGCCAAGCUGGUGAACUCGCUCGUCGGGCGCGGGGCCUGA